Onychostoma macrolepis is the source of this 5626-nucleotide messenger RNA. RefSeq names its product immunoglobulin superfamily, member 8 (gene igsf8). The transcript has 6 exons. Bases 320 to 2164 code for a protein of 614 amino acids. The record is from RefSeq and is a predicted model, not a curated record. NCBI's taxonomy places the organism in Eukaryota, Metazoa, Chordata, Actinopteri, Cypriniformes, Cyprinidae.
GUCACGCACUACUUUCAGUCGUCCGCCUGAUUUAUGUAUGAAUCGUUCGGACGGUGUGAUCGCGAGGGAAAAGGAGGCGUAAAUGAGCGAUAACGAACGGAACACCGAACCGUUUGCGCAAUUGCAGUUCUGGUUUAUAACACGCGCUCUUUGGGACAUAAUCCGCGGGAAAACGCAGAAGCGCGCGCGUGUUUGUUUGUUUUAGUCGUGACUACAUGAAUGUUUGAUUUCAGCACCAGCCCGAGGACAGCACGCGUUAGCAUGUGUUUUUACUAUAGUAAAACGGUGUAAACGGCAGUGUGUUGGAGAUCAGCGCGGAAUGGCAUCGCGGUGGAUCGCGUUCAUCGCUUUACUGUGGGAGUUCCAGUGCUGCGUGUGCCGUGAGGUCACUCUUCCGGCCGGGCCGCUGUACCGGGUCGCAGGUUUCUCGCUGUCCCUUCCCUGCGCCGUUUCUGGAUAUGAAGGACCGCGGACGCAGGAUUUUGAGUGGUAUCUGUACCGGGAGGAUGCUGAGGGUCGGCAGAUUGGUGUGGUGUCCACACGGGACGCGGGCUUUCCGUAUGCGCCGUUCCAGGGUCGCGUGCAGGCCGGCGAGGUUCGAGUCGAGAGGGAUUCGGGCGACAAAGCCAGACUGAUCAUCCAGAGGCUCCGUUCAGACGAUCAGGGCCGUUACGAGUGUUACACGCCCAGCACUGACUCCCGCUUCCUAGGGAACUACAGCUCAUCGGUGGUGGUCAAAGUGAUUCCCGACACGCUGCUCAUAACACACUCUCGCAUUCUGAGCGGUCAACCUGUUAUCGAAGGCACGGAGCUUCAGCUGACGUGCGCCGCGUCUGUCCAAUCGGAUCAGCACACUCACGUGUCCGUCACGUUCGGCGUGCGCAGCAGCAGGGGCCCGGAGUCUCUGGGUCACAACCUCAGAGAGAUCAUCGCCGUCGACCGCGAGCUGCGCGUGACGCCGGGCCACAGCGGCACCUACGGGACGAGAUACCGGGACGGAGAGAUCGCUGUGGAGAAGCGGAAGGGUGACGGAGGCCGGGAUCUGUACGUGCUGAAGAUGAGCGCUUUGGCACCGGAGGAUUCUGGGUCAUAUUUCUGCGAGGCUGCGCAGUGGAUCAGAGAUCCGGAUGGCAAAUGGGAACGCAUCGCACAGAGGACCAUGGAGCUCGGGAAUCUCACCGUUCAACCGCUUGCGGAGACACUGAUUGUGCGCUCUGUCCCGGAGGGUGGCGUCUCUCUGCGGCCCGGCGCGCCGCUCCGCCUCAGCUGUCAGGUGUCAGGUGUGGGUGCGUGGAAGCGCUCGGCGCUGCAGGUGCAGUGGAUGCGGCGCGGGCCGGCGGGCGGCGUGGAGGUGGAGGUGGCUCGCGUGGAUCCCGACGGCGUGGUGGCCUGGGGCGAUGAUCUCAGCCGGGCAGGAGGAGGCAGCAUGGAGAAGGAGGCCGACGGGAUCUUCUCUCUGGGCCUGUUCUCUGUUCGCCCCGCUGACGCCGGACUCUACCGCUGCGCCGUGAGCGUCUACGCCGGGAGGAAAACACCAGCACCGGAGAGUCCAGCCACGAUCACACAGAGAUCAGAGUGGGUCACCGUCAGCCUGAAGACUGAAGAGGUGCGUGUAUCUGCUAGCAUUGAUUUGCCGCGCCGGCCGCUCCUGAAGCGCGGCAGCACCGUCACCCUGCUCUGCCACGUCUCUGUGGAAGCCAGCGGAGCUUCACGAGUCGAGGUCCAGUGGCUUCAGAAACCGGAGGAGCCGGCGAGGAAAGACGCCACGCUUUCUGAGGACAGCAAAGGCCGCCUCCUGGCGACUCUGACCCACGACGGCCUGACGCUCAUCUACAGCAACGGCAGCGACAUGAGCGUGGACCGCGUGUCCGCCGGCUGCUUCAGGCUGAGGAUCUUCUCGGCCGCUGAGGAGGAUCAGGGACACUAUCAGUGUCGAGCCGAGGUCUGGGCGCAGGAUCCGCGCGGCGGAUGGUACAGCACCGGCACUGAAGCCCAGUCAGUGACCGCACACCUGUACCUGUACGCACGAGUCACUGAUCUGCUGCUCUUACCUCUCGUGAUCGGCGUGUCGUCGGCGCUGUUCGUGGGCAUAUUGAUUAUCGCCACUGUGACGUGCUGCUUCAUGAACAGACUGGCUAGACAGCGCUCCCGCAUACGGAAGUAGGAAGUAUGAGAGAGACUCUCAUGGAAAAACAUUCAAUGACUUGAAUGGAGCAAAGAAAAACGGGUUUUAAACAGGUUUAAGGUAUUUUGGCAGUCUUGACAUAAUGUGCACUCACAAUUGGGAAGGAAAUCAGAACGAUACUGACACGUAACGGAUCAUCACAUUUUAUUAAUCCAUAUGUGGAUGCUAACAGUUGCAUAUACACACAUGCAUGUAGAUUCACUUCAAGCUGUGACAUUGUGAUUUGCACUGUUUCUAUUCAUUCCACUUUGACGAAGUUGAAUAUUAAUUUCUCUGUGCGGUUGCUCAGAAUGAAUGAAAGGACGUCUGGACUAGAGUCUCAAUGCAGGUAUGUUUUCGAGAACCACUAAUAAUAAAUCCACUGAAUUAUGAGCACGUUUCAUAGCAGUGUAAGAUCAACAGAAUACUUGUUAGUAUAAAACACUUUACGGCAUGCCAUAUUUUUUCACCUUUUCAUGUUUUGUAAUGGAAUGAAAUGCAUUGAAUAUCCUGAGCAGUUCCAGUGAAUUGGGAGCGAAUCCCUCUCUAGUGCACAUUUGUUUAUCAGUGACGUGUUCAUAAAGUUAGUUCGUUGUUAUGUUCUGCAUUGUAUAUGGUGAAUUUCACAAUGAAAUGUCUGGGUCAGAUUUUACCCCAAAAUCUAAAGGAAAAAUUUUUUCUUUUGCAUCUGUGCAUUUUUUGUUUGUUUGCUUGUUUUUUAGUUUUCAUAAUACUUUCAUGAAAAUCAAGCUGUUUACAACCUAAUUAAGUUUACAACCUAAAUGGACAUUGUGGGAUGUUUGGCAUAAAUUCAGUACAUCAAAUACUAAAAUACUGUAGUAAUUGUUGUACUAAUUGUACUUAAAAUAUCUAAUAAUAUAUUAUUUAAUAUAAUUUGUAAUUAAAAAGCAUUGAAAAUUAGAUUUUGAAUUUCACAAAGAAAUGUUUGGGUCAUAUUUUAUCCCAAAAUCUAAAGAAUAAAAUGCUUUUUACAUUUUUAUUUUUUUUUUUAUUUUUUAUGGGCAUAUCCCACAUAAUAUUUUUACUAAGCAAAUUUACAACCCAAAUUUUCAUUUCUAUAAUGCAUUCUGUCUGGACAUUGUAUAUUGUCAUAAAUUCAGUACAGCAAAUAAUUGUUGUACUAAUUGUACAUAAAAUAAUCAACCAAUAUAUUAUUUUUAUAACUGAAAAAAUAGUAUUGAGAAAAUUGCUUUUUUGCAUUACACUAAUGAAAAUUGUGGGUGAAAAAAAAAAAAAAAAAAGUUUAAAUAUUAUGGGAAAUGCAGAAAGGCAUCAAAAGACCCCACCGUUUUUAUAUUUUAGGGUCAAAUACGCCCCAGACAUUUCUUGCUGGGUUUGUCAGAUUCAUCUGAAUACAUUAAAUAUGAUAAAUAUAUAUAUGAAUAUGAAUAUUAAGUGAUCAGAACCACUGAGUGAGAAGGUCUGAAUAAGCUACGAGGAGUUAGGCAGUUAAGCAUAUUUCCUAAAUGAUACCUAGAGAAUCAGACAACCACUUUACCUUAAAAAGACACAGAAGUGAGAAGAGAGAAGUUCAUAUAAAGAUAAAUGAAGUUGCUCACAUAAACACGACUGGAGCUUUGAGUCCAGAGUCUACUUGAAAUGCUGUUUAUUAAUAACGUUUGCCAGGAUUUCCCACUGCACUUACAGGACCAGAGUGGGACAUGGACCAAAUCUUGUAUGUUUGUAAAUCAUCCCAAUGUUAAAACCUGUUUGGCGGUUUUAUACUGUAAUUUUACUGUUUUGUGCAUCUGGGUCAUUCCACAAAACAGGUGCCUUUGUGUCCCUCAUUAACAUGUAAAUAAUGACUCCAGCAAUGAGUUUGUGUUUCCAGGUUAAAAUAUUGUGCUGUUCUCUGCCAAGGACCAGCAUAUGUCUCCUCUUUAAUCAAUAUUUUAUAUUUUGAUAGCUUUCUUGGAAAGAUACGAUCUAACAUGCUCAAACCUGUGACUCUUUUUUUUUUUUCUUUUUUUUUUUUUUAAAUAUAUAUAUAUAUAAUGAAUUAUUUUUGAAAAAUUGACAUUUUAGCAAUCUCAUCCACUUAUCCUGUUGUGCCACAGUUACAUUUCACCAUUUAUUAAUAUUUAUUCAUUUAGCUUGAGAUAAUGUAAUGCAAUUAACACACUCUUUGUUUAAUUUGCUGCUUUUUUAAAUGGAAAGCAGCCGUUUCAUAGAAUGACCCGUCUGAUAAAGUAGUGUUUUGUGAAGAAAUGGAUGAUAGAUGUACUGUUAUUACUGAUUCAUUUUCUCCUAUGCAUUCACCAGAAUAUGGGUUAGAUAAAUGGACUUGAAUCAUUGCGAUUGUGAUGUGUUAGCGCAGAUUGUUCUGCAGUCGCUCUCUGGGAUUGUACUAAUGUGAAAGCCACAUUAACAUGGAGAAAAGGGAUUCUGUGUUUCUCUACUUAUUUACAGUGUUCUGAGAUCUGAUUUAUCCUCUUACGCCACGUGACUAAACGCUGAGAGCUGAAUAUUCUCUGGAUAUUAAUCCUCUUGUUUAUGGUCUGAAACCUCUCAUCACGACAUUCGUGCAGUUUUUCGGUUUCAGACAGCUAUCUUGUUCUCUUUCAUCAUUUUAAUUGCAGCGUUUAUGCCAGAGGUGCACAAACUUUUUAAAACAAAGGGCCAAAAAUCAAAUUUGAUUAAGGACUGUGGGUGAAAAUUCCAAAUAUAUUGUAUUCAAUUUUAUUCAAUUUUAUAGAAUUAUUUUGUUAAUAUUUUUAAUCAAAUUGGUUUAUAUUGUUUGUUUGUUUUUAUUUCAAUGCAAAAGUAAAACAAAAAUCUGUGUGUAUAAGAAAUGUUUAAUCAAAUUGGCUUAAUUUUUUUUUUUUUUUUUUUUUUUUUCAAUGCAAAAGUAAAACAAGUGUUUUUUUUUUGUUUGUUUUUUUUAUCAAAUUGGUUUAUAUUGUUUUUGUUUGUUUUUUUUCAAUGCAAAAGUAAAACAAAAGUUUUUUUUUUUUUUUAAUCAAAUUGGCUUAUAUUGUUUUUUUAAUUACAAUGCAAAAAAAAAAAAAAAUGUUAAAGCUCAAAUAUAAAUUACAAAUCAAGAUAUACUUCAAUGGCUUGUUUUUUCCCCUCCUCUUCAGAUGUGGCAUGGCCAAAUCAAAGGCCCUGGUUUGGGCAUCUCUGGUUUACGCUGUGAUAAAAUGCUCAAAGAAUUGUAUGUUGUCAAUCCUGCCUAACAAGACGACAAAAAACUCUGAUUGUUUGAAUUUGGCUCAGAGUUGUAGAUUGGGAAUAAAUUAACAAGACUGGAAGCUCUCGCGCUCAGACACCAACAUUUGUUGUCUUACCUUUUCAUGUGCAUUAUAUAAUAUGCAGUAAUGCGGUUUUGUAACACUGUAUGUUCUUGCGUUUGCCAGGUUUUGUAGUCAGUGGUUUUGUUGUCUGCUUUUAUUUUGUGUUGAUGGUGCUUGAGGUUCCUGAAUAAAACACGUCCUGAUAUGA